AUGACAGAAAGCCUCAACAUGACAGAAAGUCUCAACAUGACAGAAAGCCUCAACAUGACAGAAAGCCUCAACAUGACAGAAAGUCUCAACAUGACAGAAAGCCUCAACAUGACAGAAAGCCUCAACAUGACAGAAAGCCUCAACAUGACAGAAAGUCUCAACAUGACAGAAAGCCUCAACAUGACAGAAAGCCUCAACAUGACAGAAAGUCUCAACAUGACACAAAGUCCCAGUACAGGGUAUGUGACUAGUUAUAGAUACUGCAAAUGGCAAGAUUAUGAUAGCAUUUAUAGUGAACUGUUCAAAAAUGUCAAUCUGGACAACAAGGCAAACUACAUGAGACCUGGAUACUUUCACACUCCUACCUAUGUUCAUGUGGACUUGUUUGUGACAUCCAUCAUACAAGUGAAUGAAAAAGCCCAAAGCCUCUCAACACAGGUCAAAAUAUACACGAUUUGGUAUAAUAAAAUGUAUUUGGGGGAGUUUUAUGACCGUUGUGGAAUAUCAAGAUUUGAAGUAAAAAAAGAUUGGUUUUGGUAUCCAGAUAUUCUCAUCAAAGAAAGUAUCAAGACAGAUUUUGGAACAAAGGAGUCUCCAUAUGUCCAGCUGUUCUGGUGGGGAAGGUCUCUUUCAGUCGAUAUUUUAGCUCUGACCACGGCUUGCAGGAUGGACUUGUACAAAUUCCCCUUCGACACCCAAAUCUGCAAUAUAACAUUUCACUCUGCUGUGUAUACAGAUGAGGAGAUGGUUAUUUUUCCAUUUUCUGAAUCAAACAACAUUACUCAGGAUUCCAAGAGUCUAUUUGAGGCCCAGGGAGAGUGGGAACUCCUCUUAAUAAGAUAUUUUAAGACUAAUGCCACGAUUGUGGGGAAUAUGCAAGAUCUGCUGGUAUAUCAGGUAAGGAGCACAUAGCUAUGGAGUCAGAACUAAAUGUAAAAGUAGAAUGAUAAAACACAAAAUCAAACUUGACCUUUAAAAGGUGCAGCAUACAAGUACCACUAUUCUGCCCCGGCAAUGGUGUUCAAAACCAAAGCUGACAGAUAGUUAACAGAAAUAAAGCACCAUCACACUUUCUUCUUGCGAAUGUGAAGCACUUUUAAAUUGAUUUGCUUGUAAAACUAAAAAGGAAAAAUACAAAAGGUAAAAAUUACAAAGUGAUUACGAAAUAUCACAAAUAAUAGACAUCUUUCACAUUUGUAAACAUAAACUGACAUAUUUAAACUGAUAUCAAACAGCUAAAUAAACAAUCCAGGCACUUUAAUGACGUGCAUCUAUAUGCAAGCUUGUUAGCAUUUAGAACAGAACAUCAAGCAUUAAACAUUUCAACACUGACCCUCCUUAAUCAAUUUAACCCAAAGGAAGUAUUGCAGAUGUUUUCAAAAUAAAAUUAGUAACUUACAGUCGUUUCUAUCACAAGGGCUGAAAGCAAACAACAACGCGUCUCUGCAUGGCGA
Danio aesculapii is the source of this 1454-nucleotide messenger RNA. Its product is annotated as 5-hydroxytryptamine receptor 3A-like. Gene Ontology annotation, cellular component: membrane; neuron projection; synapse. Bases 1 to 912 code for a protein of 303 amino acids. Lineage: Eukaryota; Metazoa; Chordata; Actinopteri; Cypriniformes; Danionidae. The record is from RefSeq and is a predicted model, not a curated record. The transcript has 5 exons. Gene Ontology annotation, molecular function: neurotransmitter receptor activity; transmembrane signaling receptor activity; extracellular ligand-gated monoatomic ion channel activity. Gene Ontology annotation, biological process: signal transduction; regulation of membrane potential; nervous system process.